Messenger RNA from Arxiozyma heterogenica, 1254 nucleotides. RefSeq lists its product as uncharacterized. The transcript has a single exon. The record is from RefSeq and is a predicted model, not a curated record. NCBI's taxonomy places the organism in Eukaryota, Fungi, Ascomycota, Saccharomycetes, Saccharomycetales, Saccharomycetaceae. The coding region runs from base 1 to 1254 and encodes 417 amino acids.
AUGAAUACCAAGUCUCUUUUAUUUUUAGCUGCAAUUGCUGCUUCAGCUAAUGCCUACACAAUUUCUCCUGCACAAGCUAAACAGUUAGAUAUUAUUUUCAAAGAUGUUACCGCCAAUUUAAACAGUUACAUUGCUUUGGUAUCAGAUCCAAAAUCUGGUAUUACAUUAGAUAACUUGCCUGCAGGUUUGAUGGAUAUUGGUGCUAAUUUAGCUGGUAAUCCAAAUUAUGUACCAAAUUAUUCAGAAGUUGAUAUUAAUGCCGUCUCAACAUUUAUUACUAAGCUUCCAUGGUUCCUUAAUAAAAUUGAACCACAAUUAGAGGCUGCUGGUGUUCCAAUGGUUCCAGUUACUUCUUCUUCUUCUUUUUCCUCUGCUAGUUCCAUUCAUGCAUCUAGCCCAUUGACUUCGGUCACUAGUACUUCUUCUUCUUCUUCCUCCGCUAGUUCUACCUACACAUCUAGUACAUUAAGUUCAGUUGCAGAUGUCUCUUCUUCUUCUUCUUUCUCUGUCAGUACUGCUUAUACAUCUAGUACAUUAAGUCCAGUCGUUGAUGUCUCUUCUUCUUCUUCUUCUUUCUCUGUCAGUCCUGCUUAUACAUCUAGUACAUUAAGUUCAGUUACCAGUGCUUUUUCUUCAUCAGUUGAUUCUUCCUCAGUUUUAUCUUCUUCCACUGGUAUUGUAAUUUCCUCUACUUCUACGAAUUCUUCUUCUGUUAUUUCAAGCUCUGUUAAACCAACAUCUAGCAUAAUUGCUUCAACUUUUGAAAAUACUAACGCUUCUACUUUAGCUACUUCUUCCAUAAUCUCUACUAACAGUUUCCCAGCUAAUUCUAGUAUUUUAUACCCAAUUACAAGUGCUGCUAAUGCAUCCGUUGAAACUGCCUUUGUAACAGCAACUAAUGUUUACUCUAACACUACCACUAUUACAAGCUGCCCACCUGAAAGUUCUGCCACCACUGAAGUCACCAAAGAAGAAACCUCUACUGUCACCUCUACUGUCUGUGAUGAAAUUUGUCAAUCUAGAAAGGCUGCUGCUACUUUAACAAGCACUGCUGGUUCAUUAAACAACGGUCACAGUUCCGAAGUCACUUCCACUCAAAAUAAUAAGCCAUCUACUCUUGCACAAGUUGUAAGCAGCCAACCAGUUUCUACUGAAUCUAGUGCUACUAUUCAACAACAAUCUGAAAACAGUGCUGCUACCAACUUUGUUAAGAUUGGUGCUGGUGUCUUAGCUGCUGCUGCUUUGUUGAUCUAA